UGUUGAGCUCCGCAUAACUACCAAAUUGUCUUCCAGUACUUGAAUGUGUUAGCGGCACAUCUGAAGUUUGAAUAGCGGUGCCGCGGUAUUGUAACAAUGAUGGAGAAAGGACAAGUUGUUUCCAUGCGGCUCUUCGCGAAUUGGGAAAUGGAUCGAGCCAGUUCUAGCGUUGUGCAGAGGGUUUGCACCUUGAGCCUGAAUCGCAUCGUGAUACACUCUUUGUCCAGUCAGAUUCAGUCCAUUGUUAUAACUGCAAAACUGGAGGGGAAUAAGAGAAGUUUGCGAAGCAACGAAAUCCGUGUGGCACCGGUUCAUGGACGUGUAGAUUUGGACCUUGACAUCUCUUUUACCAUCCAGUAUCCCCAUUUCAUCAAAAGGAAAGGAAAUACUUUGCAAAUUCUUAUACAGAGGCGACGUAAAUACAAGAACCGACCAUUCCCUUCAUCGUUCAAGACAAUAGCAGUAGGAAUGGUCAAUCUGACUCAGCUUCUUCAACACGGAGGCUUGCGAGAGAUAUCGCUGUGGUCGUCAGAUUCGAAUGAUAAGCAAACUUGUGGAGUACAAAGCAUUGGGCGACUGCAUUUGGGUACUUGUCAGUCUCAACCACUCGAAAUAGAUGUUGAACGGGAUAGGAGUGGUAAAAAGCAAGCAAGUAUCGAAGGUGAACUGAGUGAGGAUGAUUCCGACAGUGAUUAUGAAGAUAUCCCCGUAGACAGUGAUUUGAACGAACCCGGCAGCGGCAGAAGCGUCGUAAGGCGUGCAGAUCAGCUCGGUCAUAAAGCUAGUUCCACUCGAAAGAAUAACAUAAGGCAGAGAUUCGUUACACUGCUGAAAAAAUUCAAGAUUCCUGAAGAAGAGGGAAUCCCUUCAAGAUCUGCUUCUGCUGCUAUGGUCCCCACCGACAAAGAGUUGCAAGAUCUCUUCGAAGAAUUGGAAAAUAUGAGUGACUCUGGACCUGAAAUGGCAGCAGACGACAUCUCUAUAGGAAGUAAUCCCAGGCCUGGUCUUCGACCGUUCUUCACUAGAUCUAAAGAGAUUCUUCCUGCAAUCUACGACAGGGGCGGCGACAAUGGAUCUGACAGCGAAGGUGAAGCCGAGGAUAUUGACUGGUCAUCGGAAACAGAAAAAGAGCGGGAGAAGGAAGAGAGGAAAACGUCACAGACUCAUGAUAUGUUGAAGGGAACGUUGGCCGCAUCAGGAGAUCAACUAUCCUCAACAGUCACGCCAACGAGCGGUACAAAACAGUCGCGAAUCGGCUCAACAAGUAGUGCUCCGCUUGUGCAAAGCACAUCUCUCGGUGGAAUCUCACAUUCUCUUACCACUGGAUCAAUUGCCAAGAAAGCAGAUAAAGAUCGGCUAGUGGCAACGGCAGAGAAACACGUUGGCGAGCUGACGACGCUGCUUUCUACUUAUCCUGCUGCGAAAUCUGGAUGUUGGUUAUGCUCCUACUCAGAUCUACCUCAUCUCGCUAAUAUAUCUGUUGCCACCGUAAACUGUCCAUCUGCAAACGCAGUCAAACAAGCUAUCGGUCAAAUCGUGAAUAAAAUUCUGAGCUUUUGUAACUCUAACUCGUCUAAUCCUCCCAUAACUUGGGUUGGAGUCAUAGGAGGCGACAGAUUUAUGGGGCAGAUCCUACGAGCAUAUGUUGAAUGUCUACAUCACAAGUCUUCAAGUAAUUGGUUGCAUUAUCUUCGAUUUGCUGUGAUCCCCGCACCUCAUUCUCUCAUCGCGAAACUCAUCGAAGGACUGGACGUAACACUUGACCAACUAUGUCGAGACAUAUGGGAGAGGUGGCCGGAGAUCAGUUAUGCGGAGAAGCAGUCUAUCAUUGACAAAAUGAAUGCGUGGCUGAAAAGCGGAGGCACUUGCUUGAAUCUGCCCAUUGGUGAAGCAUUGCUGCAAAUGACCGAGAGGGGUCAAGAGGCUGAUGCAGGCCGCGUUUUUGUACCGUUUCUCACCGAAGUGCGAGUCGGUCACAGUAGCGAGGAUGAAGAUACAGCGUCUGCUUAUUCAUCUCCACGCGCUUUGGAUUACGAAAAAGAUGUUGCUCUCUCCCGAGAACGCGAGCGUGAAUGCUCUGCAGGCCUAAGCAGCUCACCACCAAACAGCCCGCAUAUCCGUACUGAUGCGCAUGAGAUGCAUGUAGAGUACUGGCUUGGCCGUGAUCAGUCAAAUGAGAACUUCAACGCAGCGAAUGCGACCUCUACGCCAAACUCCAAAAAAGAUGGUAAGGGAUCUAUGAAAGCAACAUUCCGCACACUUGUCAUCACACGGGCUUGCAAUCAGCCUCUGUUGUCGCUGUCUUUUGUGAAGGAAAAGAGGAAAGAAAAAAUGCUUCAAAAGCUAGGCAUGAAGAAAGGACAGAAAUCUGAGGCAGACAAUCCGCCAGUCCAAGUGGCAGCAGUAUCACGUUUACUCUGCAGUGGUGCGAGUAAGCACAACGAUUUGACAGUCAGCGUUGACGGUUUCACAUACGAUCGUGUUCGGUAUUUCCAGUGUAGUUCGCAGUGGCAAACACACAUCAAGUCUUUUCCUCUUUCACUUAUCACCCACAAUGCAUCGCCUACCGCGCUUUAAUUUGCAGGACCAAAAAUGUGUAUCUAGUUCUUUCUUUCCUUUAUUUAUACUCUCUGUUUGCUUGCCUUGCUCUUUUUGUUCUUAUCAAUCUAUCAUUCGUUUACAAGACUGAAUCGAGAUGUUGCAUCCCUUAUCGCAAAAGUUUAUGCUGGGAGAUUUUUUCAACUCUUUUCACCCGUUUACCAUUAGUCCGCCGGAAAGCUUUUGGAUUAUUUGAUUUUGAUUUCACCAUCUGUGCCAAGUCAAUAAAUUAGCAGUCUGUGAAGCACUUUUCUAUGCAUUCGACUCUUAGUGCUACAGCUGGGCAUUGAUGUGUAUGAAUCGUGCCAGGUGAUGACUUCAACAUCCAGUUCGAAAAUGCGUUCAUCUGUCCUCGGUUUGCUGCAAUGCUGCCCACUUUAUUCCUUGUUUUUUGUAACCUGCUUUCCUCAAUUCUUCCCUCAAUUUUCUUCAGUUUGCCUUUCAACAGUUUUGAUAUACCUUUCCGUUCGGAACACAAUCCAUUCGCUUUGGUCUUCAAACGUGUAGAUAUGUAUGGGGUGCAUAAUCUGUGUUUGUAAAUCCUAUGCUCGCUUCUAACUCGUCAGUUAGAAACUGACCCAAAUCUGGUGCUUUGCAAUGUCACACUACUUACUGGUUAGUCUCCGUCCAUAAACAGAGUGUAAACUAUCUACUUCUGGUCCUCAUUUUUCACGUAUCAUUCCUCAUUGCUUUGUGAUUGACGCUUUUUCCAUAAACGAUUCCUUUGUCAACUUCUGCGCCGCUCAGAAAAGAAUUUAUUAAAUAGAUUUUGAUGUUACAAACAAUAAGAACAAG
Molecule: messenger RNA, 3393 nt
Organism: Cylicocyclus nassatus
Lineage: Eukaryota; Metazoa; Nematoda; Chromadorea; Rhabditida; Strongylidae
Source: the annotation of a GenBank genome assembly